CUCCUCCUUUCCUUUUCCCUUACUUUGAGAAGCGUCAUCAAUCAUGUGACCCUGCCCUGAUCUUGGUGUCUUCUCUCGAGACUUCACACUGCCAAGUGCUGACUGCCUAAAAUAGAACUUUAAUGUGAACGGUUUUUGAAAGUCAUGGCUGGCUCUCAAGCAGACUUUGACACUGACUCGGAGGCAUGGAACAGCUUAACUAAGGAGGAGAGGACUAAUAAGCUUCUUGAAAUGAUGAGGACAGCACAGCUUAGAGACAAGGAUAAUGAUCCAUGUUUUCCCAAUGAUCCAUUGAGACAAACAACAUCGCAAGCUGCACAUGCUGAAACUGCUCACCCAAGACUUCAAAAUCUUGACUGGUGCACAUGCAAGAAUUGUAUUAUUAUGCCAACAGUGUUGGAGAACAUUUGCUGUCGGGAGAUAAGCAACGUUCUAAAGUUGAUGGAUCCAUCGCAUUCCUGCAUUGUAGAAAACACAACUUUUAUUGAGCGUUGUCUCAAAGAGGACUUUGUCUACUUCAUAUUGCGACUUCUAAAGAACUUGAAAACCCGUCCCAGUGAUGAUGACUACCAUAGGUACCUACGCAUGACCGGUUACAGAACUUUUACAGUUUGGGUACAUGACUUCCUGGGGAAAAAAAACCGGAGACCGAUUCCCUCUUGUGUUGUCACAGCUAUACGCACAGCUUUCCCGGAUUCCCACAAUCUGUAUCGUGGUUUUAUCCCUUUGGAGGAUUAUGCUGCAGUUAAUAUGGCUCAAGACUUGGACUUUGUAUUAUUGUAGUACCUUUUACAAAUCCUUUUCCCGUGUGUUUUGUAAUAAAAAUUAUAUAUUUGCAAAAUAUAAACUAAAAGGGCCCUGCUUUUUCAAAGCCUACUGAAACAAUAAAAGUGAUUUUGUUUUCAAAAA
This is a messenger RNA of Xenopus tropicalis (tropical clawed frog), 909 nucleotides long. RefSeq lists its product as uncharacterized. Lineage: Eukaryota; Metazoa; Chordata; Amphibia; Anura; Pipidae. The record is from RefSeq and is a predicted model, not a curated record. The transcript is spliced from 4 exons. Bases 145 to 783 code for a protein of 212 amino acids.